Molecule: messenger RNA, 752 nt
Organism: Cinclus cinclus
Lineage: Eukaryota; Metazoa; Chordata; Aves; Passeriformes; Cinclidae
Gene: ID1
Product: inhibitor of DNA binding 1
Exons: 2
Coding region: 107-469 (120 amino acids)
Biological process (GO): negative regulation of transcription by RNA polymerase II; cell differentiation; circadian regulation of gene expression
Cellular component (GO): cytoplasm; nucleus
Molecular function (GO): protein dimerization activity; transcription regulator activity
Source: RefSeq, a predicted model, not a curated record
CGGCCCCGCCCACCCGUCGGCGGCGCUCUAUAAAUAUCGCGGCGGGGCGCGGACUCGUCCGCUCGCACCGUCCUCGUUGUGCGAGUCGUGCUCGCAGCCCCUCGCCAUGAAGGUCGCCGCUGUCGCUUCUUCGCCGCUGCCCGCGGGCGCUGGCGGCCCACUGAAGGCGGUGCGGCCCGGGGAGGCCGCCCGCUGCGGCCCGGGCCUAGGAGUGUCCCCAGUGGCGGCGGAGCAGGCGGCUGCCGCGCUGCUGUACGAUAUGAAGGGCUGCUACUCGCGGCUGCGGGCGCUGGUGCCGACGUUGCCGCGACACCGGCGGGUUUCCAAGGUGGAACUGCUGCAACACGUUAUCGACUACAUCUGGGACCUGCAGCUGGAGCUGCAGUGCGGCCCCCCCCGCCCCGCCGCUGCUGGGGACUCCCCCGAGGCUCCGUGCAUUCCCGCUGCCGAUCGGAUCCUCUGCCGCUGAGACCGCUCUGGACCCUCCACGGACAUCAACUCCGGGAUCUCGGACUCACCACGAACGUCGUCCCCGGGACCCCGUCCCUGAGCACCGCGGCUCACCUGCAUCCCUGGCUCCCCGGCGGGGCUGCCCUGGGGGUCCCCCUGUAGCCUGGGCAGGGGGUGCUGUGGGCCGGAUCCUUCCUUCUCAGAUUGCUGAGAGCAUUCCCCGUAUUGUAUAUUACAAUGAUGCUGGAGAAUAUUGUUCUACAAUAGCUGGAGUUUUGUUAUUAAACAAGCCCUGAUGACCA